CUGGUGCUGGCGGUGAGGCCCGGCCCGAGGGUCUCCAACUCUUUCUGUCCGUCAGUGCCACUGCGACCUGCUGCUGCCAAGACAGAAGAAUAAUGCAGGCAAAAAUGUCCAAGCCUACAGAGACUGAGAGGUGCAUUGAGUCCCUGAUCGCUGUCUUCCAGAAGUACGCCGGGAGGGAUGGGAACAGCAGCAAACUCUCCAAGACGGAGUUCCUAACGUUCAUGAAUGUAGAACUGGCUGCCUUCACCAAGAACCAGAAGGACCCUGGCGUCCUUGACCGCAUGAUGAAGAAGCUGGACCUCAACAGUGAUGGGCAGCUGGAUUUCCAGGAAUUUCUUAACCUCAUCGGCGGCUUAGCCCUAGCUUGCCACGACUCCUUCCUGGCGGCCCAGAAGCGUCCCUGAGGCCCUUGGGCCUGGCCCCACACCGUCCCCGCCAGGUGCUUGGUUAUCACCUGCUCCUCCAGCCCACACGGGCCCAGCCCACCGCCACCCCAUGCAGUCCACUUCUGCCGGAAGUAAUAAAAGCAAAUCUUUGUUUUUUUAAAAAAAA
Fukomys damarensis (Damara mole-rat) is the source of this 552-nucleotide messenger RNA. It is a transcript of the gene S100a11, whose product is annotated as S100 calcium binding protein A11. Gene Ontology annotation, biological process: regulation of cell population proliferation. Bases 93 to 404 code for a protein of 103 amino acids. Gene Ontology annotation, molecular function: calcium-dependent protein binding; calcium ion binding. Lineage: Eukaryota; Metazoa; Chordata; Mammalia; Rodentia; Bathyergidae. The record is from RefSeq and is a predicted model, not a curated record. The transcript is spliced from 3 exons. Gene Ontology annotation, cellular component: cytoplasm.